AUGACAACCCAGACUUCUGAGAUCAGUCACAAUGUAAGCAGCGUCACAAUCUCUCACAAUACAGGAACAAAGAAAGUUAUAGACCGCAUUGGGAGUAUGGGGAUGGGGGGAACUGGGAGAACUAACUGGCUGGAACUAGGACUUGGCCAUGGCCCCCUCAACCCCAGUGCCGCUUUUUCCAGCAACACCACAGGCUGAGGUGGGAGUGCUCAUGCUCCUGGAGCGAGGCGAGGCGACGGACCAGCCAACUCCUUCCCCUCAGGGCCUUAUGCCAGCGAAUCACGAAGCAGAAAUGGGAUCUGCGCCUGGCCGUGCCACCGCAACACAAUCAUCGAGAGCCAAGCAAAUGAAAGAGAAUCCCAUGGAAUGUCGGAUCCUCCCAACAUCCUGA
Molecule: messenger RNA, 391 nt
Organism: Hymenoscyphus albidus
Lineage: Eukaryota; Fungi; Ascomycota; Leotiomycetes; Helotiales; Helotiaceae
Source: the annotation of a GenBank genome assembly